AUGCAGAAAAUCCUCGGCUACCUAACAGGGCUACUGUCCCUGCAAUCCACCGCGACAGGAACCUCAAGAACCUCCACGCCUUCCAUUACCGACCUGGAUUGGAAAUUCAUGCGAGCAUCUAUAUCGGCCCUUCCCAGUCCCUGCUACAGACAAGCCUUUGGAUCAGUCAUUGUGAACGCCACAAGCAAAGAACUUCUCUGCACGGGAUUUAACAAAGAGGAUUCAUCGGCCGACCCUACGGAGCAUGGAGAAGUCGACGCCAUUCGGAAUUGUGUGAAGAAAUUCAAGGAUGAAGGAUACAGCGUGGAUGAGAUCGAUGCCAUCUGGAAGAAUGCUUGGAUAUACACUACUGCUGAACCAUGCGCUAUGUGCGGCGCAACAAUAUUACAUGGUAACGAAGGCGAACAAACUUCAUGCAUCCAGGGAUAUAGCUCUACUAACAGCUGA
Orbilia oligospora ATCC 24927 is the source of this 447-nucleotide messenger RNA. RefSeq lists its product as uncharacterized. Bases 1 to 447 code for a protein of 148 amino acids. The record is from RefSeq and is a predicted model, not a curated record. Gene Ontology annotation, molecular function: zinc ion binding; guanosine deaminase activity. Gene Ontology annotation, biological process: purine nucleoside catabolic process. The transcript has 4 exons. Lineage: Eukaryota; Fungi; Ascomycota; Orbiliomycetes; Orbiliales; Orbiliaceae.